AUGACUUCCAUUCCGUCGGAGAAUGGUGUCGACGGCGACGAUGAGCGAGAAGAAGAAGACGAUGAAGAAGAAGAGGAAGAAGAAGAAGAGGAGGAACCAAGACUCAAGUACCAAAGAAUGGGAGGUAGCAUACCUGCCCUUUUAUCCAAUGAUGCGGCAUCGUGUAUUGCUGUUGCCGAGCGCAUGAUCGCACUCGGCACUCUCGACGGUACCGUUCACAUCCUCGAUUUCCUCGGCAACCAGGUUAAGGAAUUUACGGCACAUACGGCGGCGGUUAAUGAUCUUAGCUUUGAUAUAGAAGGAGAAUAUAUAGGAAGUUGUUCGGAUGAUGGCACUGUUGUAAUUAAUAGUCUUUUCACCGACGAGAAGGUUUUGAAGUUCGAAUAUCAUCGGCCGAUGAAGGCAAUUGCUUUAGACCCUGAAUAUUCUAGAAAAACAUCUAAAAGAUUUGUUGCUGGUGGUUUAGCUGGUCAAUUGUAUUUUAAUUCCAAGAAAUGGCUAGGCUACCGUGACCAGGUUUUGCACUCUGGUGAAGGUCCAAUACAUGCUUUGAAGUGGAGAGCGAGUCUCAUUGCGUGGGCUAAUGAUGCGGGUGUGAAAGUUUAUGAUGCUGCUAAUGAUAAAAGAAUAACUUUCAUUGAAAGACCGCGAGGGAGUCCGCGUCCUGAGCUUUUGCUCCCUCAUAUAGUUUGGCAGGAUGAUACUCUCUUGGUUAUUGGGUGGGGAACGUCUGUAAAAAUAGCAUCGAUAAGAGCGAAUCAGCAAAAGGGAGCCAAUGGGACAUAUGGGCAUGUUCCAGUGUCUAGUGUGAACCAGGUGGAUAUUGUGGCUUCUUUUCAAACCAGCUAUUAUAUUUCAGGAAUUGCUCCAUUUGGUGAUUCUUUGGUUGUUCUAGCUUAUAUUCCUGUGGAAGAAGAUGGAGAGAAGGAAUUCAGUAGCACCAUAUCAUCAAGACAGGGCAAUGCACAGAGACCAGAAGUACGUGUAGUUACAUGGAAUAAUGAUGAACUUGCAACAGAUGCCCUACCUGUACAUGGUUUUGAGCAUUACAAGGCAAAGGACUAUUCACUUGCUCAUGCUCCUUUCUCAGGUAGCAGCUAUGCUGGUGGUCAAUGGGCUGCUGGCGAUGAACCAUUAUACUAUAUCGUAUCCCCCAAGGAUGUGGUGAUAGCAAAGCCUAGGGAUGCUGAAGAUCAUAUUGCAUGGCUUCUAGAACAUGGUUGGCAUGAAAAAGCAUUAGCAGCAGUUGAAGCAGGUCAGGGUAGGAGCGAACUCAUUGAUGAGGUGGGAUCCAGAUAUCUUGAUCAUUUGAUUGUGGAAAGGAAGUAUGCUGAAGCUGCAUCUUUGUGUCCCAAAUUGUUGCGAGGGUCUGCUUCAGCAUGGGAGAGAUGGGUUUUCCAUUUUGCUCAUUUGCGUCAGCUUCCCGUGUUGGUUCCAUACAUGCCAACAGAAAACCCAAGACUUCGCGACACUGCUUAUGAGGUUGCUCUUGUAGCUCUGGCAACAAAUCCAUCUUUUCAUAAAGAACUUUUGUCAACUGUCAAAUCUUGGCCACCUGUGAUUUAUUCUGCGUUGCCUGUUAUAUCUGCCAUAGAACCUCAGCUAAAUACUUCUUCGAUGACUGAUGCACUCAAGGAGGCACUAGCGGAGUUAUAUGUAAUUGAUGGGCAAUAUGAGAAAGCCUUUUCACUUUAUGCUGAUCUUAUGAAGCCAGAUAUAUAUGAUUUCAUUGAAAGACACAAUUUACAUGAAGCUAUACGUGAAAAGGUUGUCCAACUGAUGAUGCUUGAUUGCAAGCUUGCGGUUCCCUUAUUAAUCCAGAACAAAGACUUAAUUUCUCCACCUGACGUUGUCUCACAACUGUUGACUGCCAGCAACAAGUGUGAUUCAAGAUAUUUCUUACAUUUAUAUCUGCAUGCAUUAUUUGAAGCAAAUCCUCAUGCUGGAAAGGAUUUUCAUGAUAUGCAGGUAGAGCUUUAUGCAGAUUAUGAUCUGAAAAUGCUACUUCCUUUUCUCCGGAGCAGCCAACAUUACACCCUUGAGAAGGCAUAUGACAUUUGUGUUAAAAGAGAUCUUUUAAGAGAGCAAGUCUUCAUACUUGGAAGAAUGGGAAACUCAAAAAAGGCCCUAGCUGUCAUCAUAAACAAAUUAGGGGAUAUUGAAGAGGCUGUAGAAUUUGUAACUAUGCAGCAUGAUGAUGAUCUUUGGGAAGAAUUAAUUAAGCAAUGUCUUCACAAACCUGAAAUGGUGGGGGUAUUGUUGGAGCACACUGUUGGCAAUCUUGAUCCUCUAUACAUUGUAAAUAUGGUGCCCAAUGGCUUGGAAAUACCUCGGCUUAGGGAUCGUCUCGUCAAAAUUAUCACUGAUUACAGAACUGAAACGUCUCUGAGACAUGGGUGCAAUGAUAUUCUUAAGGCUGAUUGUGUAAAUCUCUUGGUCAAAUGCUACAAAGAAGCGAGACGGGCUAUUUGCUUAACCAACGAAGAAGAAGAUGCUCGAGUGAAAAGGGAUGGCAGUAGGGAUUCUCAAGCAGUUGGGAGAACAGUAAGUUCAAGAACCAUGGAGGUUAAGUCAAAGACUAGGGGAGACACAAGAUGUUGCAUGUGUUUUGAUCCCCUCUCUAUACGAGAUGUAUCAGUUGUCGUAUUCUUUUGCUGUCAUGCUUAUCACAUGUCUUGUCUUAUGGAUUCUAUGCCUACUGUUAGUGGCAAAAAAGGGAGUGGAGCCACUUCCCGGAUGUCAGAAUAUGACUUUGAUAGCAAUGACGAGGAUGACGGUGAGGAAACCGAUUCUGGUGUUCCUCGGUUGAGAUGUAUCUUAUGUACUACUGCAGCUAGUUGA
Dovyalis caffra is the source of this 2841-nucleotide messenger RNA. The record is from the annotation of a GenBank genome assembly. Lineage: Eukaryota; Viridiplantae; Streptophyta; Magnoliopsida; Malpighiales; Salicaceae.